GCCGGGUAAGUGUUUGCGUUGCUCCCUGUGAGACUGACAGACGUUACGGUUUCACCGGUAAUGAUACAGCAAACACGGUAAGACACACCGGAGACGGACUUGCCGAGCAAUUUUUAUCACUACUAAGACGGACAUUAUUCAGCCGACAUCGCUUGUCAGCGGUCGAGACCGUUUGUGUGUCGGUUGGUGUAUCGGUGAGCAAGGAAGACUCCCGGAGAGGAAUAAUAAUGGAUGCGACGGCUGAUUUCCUGCGACACACUCCUGCCAGCUAAAAGAGAAAGACUUCCUAACACUCAGUUUGGAUUUAUUUUCAGAUUAAUUAACAUUUGGGUGCUUCAUAGUCCGAAACAUGUCAGCUGGUGUAUAUAAUUAUGAGUAAACGGGACGUAUGUGUCCUAACAAGCAUGGCUAACCGCAGCUGUGCAGCAUUGGCUAGCUGAGUCUCAGUCAAUUUUUUUUUAUCUGCUGCUUUUAUCACGUUGUUAACGUCUGACAUGUUGGACCGAAACAAGCAUUAGGACGAGUAUUUUUCUAAAAGGACACAAAUCACGUGACUUGUCGGCCUUAAGGUAAACAUGCACCACCAGGACGUCUCCGGAGACCCUCCAGGCACGGGAAGCCGCAAACCGGCUUUCCACUUCAGGAGAGGCAGCAGCGGCACCUCCUCCUCCUCCUCCGCAACCGGUGGCAGCGGAGGGAACCCGGCUGAGGAGAACCUAAACCAGGCUGGCUCUUCGUCACCUGCCCUGCAUCAUCAGGCUCAAAGCGUCGGAGCCCAGGUGAAGAAGAAGAGCGGCUUCCAGAUCACCAGCGUCACUUCCGCUCAGAUCAGCGGCAACAACAGUUUAGCGGAUGACACGGAGAGCUAUGACGACAUGGAUGAGUCACACACCGAGGACCUGUCGUCCUCGGACAUGCUGGACGUCUCCACCUCCAAGGCCACCGACACAAGUGUGCCGGAGAGGAGCUCCUCCGAUGAGACAUUGAACAGUCUCCAUGGGGUGGACACACCUGGAAUUGUGUCCCCAAAUGAGCCUCUACAGCCUCAUGGCGUCCUUCAGGCCUCCCAUCACCACCCUUCUUUAGUGAAUGGGUCCAUGCAUCACCAGUAUUACCCUCAAAACCAUAGCCAGCCUCAUCAUCACCACUCCGACAGCCUUGGUGGAGGUGAACCAGCAACUCUUCCAGUUGCAUCCGUUGCCACGUCAAGCCCAGCUAUGUCGACCAAAGCUGGCUCCAGUCAUAGGACAGCAGUGUUGGACAACCCCAAACCUGUAGUAGCAGCAGGUCCACAAGUAGCUCCUAGUGAUGGACACAGUAGUGCAAAGAUGGCCACUGUCCCUUCAGGGUGUGAUGGUGCAUCUGCUGGAGGAGGGAGCACCCAAACACAGCACACACACUCUCAGACCGCCACUGGCUCUCGCUUCAGGGUGGUUAAACUGGACACCAGCUCUGAGCCGUUCCGUAAAGGAAGAUGGACGUGCACGGAGUAUUAUGAAAAGGAGGUUCCUCAUCCGGCCCCCUCCGAGGCACCCAGAGCUCCAGAUGUAAUUGCAGAGGCUGAGGUGGGAAAUGCUGGUUUUAGUCCGGGUGUUCCUGCUGUGCAGCCACCUCACUCUCUGCAGCCGUACCAGCCUCCAAGCCAGGACCUCACCAGCCCACAGACCAUGCCAAGCCCCCCGCAGGCGCUCACUGCUCCUCUCAGCUAUGUCUCGCCCCAGGAGGUGGCUGGGAUGGCUCACAUACAGAAACCAGUGGCUGUAGGUCAGCCUCCUCCUGUUGUACCCCAGGGAGGUUACCCCGCUCCGAAGCUUCACACAGGAGGCAUCCUAGCUCCAGGAAGUGUGAGACAGCCAGACUUUAUCCAACCUACGGCUCCCUUUCAGACCCAAGUCCCACCCCCACUUCCUCUUGUUGCUACAGGAAUCUCAUCAGCAGUACCCGGGGUCCCAGCAUCUCAGUCCAUCAGCAUCACACAGCAGGUACCGUCUCAUCAGGGUCCGCUAAUCCCGCCUCCGACCCUCCCAGUUCAACCCCAGCUUCACACCCAGCAUCCCACAGCUCCGGUCCCAGUAGCCACCAUUCCUGGAAUUCCCUACAAGCCUCUCACUACCCUGCAAGCUGACCUCCAGCCUCUCCUCACAUUGGGAACUAACUUCACCCACGCUCCUGGAGGGGGGAGUUCCAUCAAAAGUUCCCAGCUGGAGGAUGCUCAGAAGCUUCUGAUCCAGCACCAAGGCCUGCUGGGACUUCCUCGUCUGGGGGCGUCUGCAGCAGUGGGUGGAGAGGGCGCUAUCGGCCACAUGGGGAUGUCAGCUGAGGCCAGCGCCUUCAUGGUCGCCGCGGGCCUCAGGAGUCAGCACGCUGAAGGAGAAGACAGCUCAUCGGGCGCGAGUGUUGUGGCCAUUGACAACAAGAUAGAACAAGCGAUGGAUCUUGUGAAAAGCCAUCUGAUGUACGCCGUGCGUGAGGAGGUGGAGGUUCUGAAGGAGCAGAUCAAAGAGCUGAUGGAGCGCAACACCCAGCUGGAGCAGGAGAACAACCUGCUGAAAACCUUAGCCAGCCCUGAGCAGAUGGCUCAGUUCCAGGCCCAGGUCCAGACCGGCUCUCCCACCAGCACUGCUCUGCCACCGCUCUCAUCCGGAACCACGCAAGUCCUCGCCUCCACACAGAACUCGAGCACAUCAGCGUAACGCAGUGUGGACACCGGAGAGAGUCCACCAGGAUGAGAGACAGGGGGGAUGGAAGGCAGAAGAUGAGGAGGAGGAAGGACACACCGUGAAUGGACAUCACUAAUACGGAUCGUGCCAUCAUUUUUAGGAGCUCACACUUCAAACCAACCGGAACCAACUUUUUAUUUUUGUUGCAGAGGCAGGCCGGAGUUCAUCUCGCGUCCCCGCUACAUCUUUUAACCACGUGCUUCAGACAAUCGUCAUCCUGGUUUAGGAAAAAAAAAAAAACGAGAACCCCUCGCUAUGUGACUCGUUAACCUCCUCUACCACUCCACCUGCACACAUCGCCACUCUUCUUGUUCCAGUUUUGUCCAUUUGCACGUUUUCCAGACUUUAAAUGGAAAACGGUUCAUAAAACCCGUCUGGAAACAAAAAGCUGGUGCAGCAUCAGGAGUCUGAAAGAGGGAGCUUCUUUGUUUGUGUUGAGGACUUGGUGUUCUUUCUGAGAUCCCCUUCUCCGUACACUAACACACACACACACACACACACACACACACACACACACACACACACUCCCCCCCUUUCUCUGAUGGAGCAUUAAAAAUUAAUGUAGAGAAUCAGUGUUUGUAUUUUAAUUUCAACAGGGUAGGAGAUGUCUUUGUUUCUAUUUUUGCUCUCGAUGAUGUAAAAUAAAAAGUGACAUGAGAAUAAAUAGGACAAGACUGUUUAUAGGUAGUGAUCUUUGUACAAAUUCAAAGUUUCCAGUUAAACUCUGCCAAGUGCCUGGUUUCUAACCAUAGAUACAUAUAUAAAUCUUUUUUAGGUUCUUAUCUCUGUAAAUGUGUAUAUCUAUGGUUUCACCAGGUUUUGAACUACCUGUGAUGUCAGAACUCAGGGUGGGAACAGAAGAGGAUGUUUUACCUCGACACUAAAGAUGCUGUCUCUCCUGCAGUGACACACGGCUUUGAACUGGGCGUGGACUCUACUCUGCUGUCUCUUCUACCAUUCAGGCUGCACCAUUUGGGAACAUGUGUAAUUGUUUUGUUUAUAAAUGUAAAUGGCAGUCAUGGUUUUUAUUUUUGUCAUUUUGUACAGCCAAGUGUGUAAGUUGCUCAUAGUGCGACUGGAGCGCUGAACACAAAUGCGACACAUGUCACGAGGAAAGGAAAAGGCCGAGCGGAAGUGUGUUGAUGUUUUUGUGCAUGCUCCUCCAGCCCAUCACAAAUGUGACGUAUCAAUUGCACUAGACAGUUGCACCUCAAAUAAAAAAACAUAAAAACAAAAA
Molecule: messenger RNA, 3957 nt
Organism: Nothobranchius furzeri (turquoise killifish)
Lineage: Eukaryota; Metazoa; Chordata; Actinopteri; Cyprinodontiformes; Nothobranchiidae
Product: TSC22 domain family protein 1
Biological process (GO): negative regulation of apoptotic process; regulation of transcription by RNA polymerase II; positive regulation of cell population proliferation
Cellular component (GO): cytosol; nucleus
Source: RefSeq, a predicted model, not a curated record